CGUAGCAAGAUGCCUUCAUGUCUCUCGGUGUUGUUCUGUAAACUGUAGCAAACAAGUAGUGCUUGGAGCUGCUGAAUGGGGCUGCCGCUGUACGGCAUGCAAACAGACAGAGGGGCCAGAGUGCAACAGGUUCCCUGGAAAACAUUCUUCUGAUCUGCAGAACAGCGCCUCUCAGAUAUUCCCACUGAACAGCACAAGUCAUGUACCAAGUUGUACCAGGAGGAGCAGGAGGCACAAUUACAGAUGUUAUCCCCAAGCAGAAACACAGAAAGGACACUCGACCCUUAGUCGGAGCAGGCGUAAUCGGCCUGGUGCUUGUGAUUGCAGCUGUAACUGCAUGGUGUUAUUACAUAGCCUCUCUCCGCAAAGCUGAGCUACUUAAGACUCAGCUGCUGGAUCUAAAUAAAGAUGGCUACAUUAUCCGCAACCAGGGAGGAUCCAUUGUUUUCAGAAUGGAUUUCAGGUCAGGUACUUUGGAUUUGGAUUCAUGUUCCAAAGAAGGAGAAAUGUUAAGUUGUGGACGCACCGAUGAUAGGAAACUGAACUUCUUCAUUGAGACAGUACGACCUAAGGACACAGUACAGUGCUACCGUGUGCGUUGGGAGGAGCUGGUUCCUGACAUUCCUGUUGAGCAUGCCAUGACAUACAAGUUUGCACACUGGUAUGGUGGUGCAGUGUCAGCAAUUCAGCACUGGCCUAUUUCUAUCUCUGGCCAAGAGGCUCCCAAACCCUUUGUUACAAGUGACAUCUACUCAAAACGCAAUGAAUUUGGUGGGAUUUUGGAGAGUUAUUGGUUGUCAUCCAAUGCCACAGCCAUCAAAAUUAAUAAUUCUGUGCCAUUCCACCUUGGCUGGAACGACACAGAGAAGACUAUGUCCUUCCAGGCGAGAUACAACGACAGUCCCUUCAAGCCAAACCCAGGAGAGAAACCAUGUGCUGAACUUAGCUACAGAGUAUGCGUGGGCUUAGAUGUGACAUCCAUACACAAAUACAUGGUCCGCAGAUACUUCAACAAGCCAAACAAGGUGCCUGCAAAAGUCAUGUUUCGCCACCCUAUCUGGUCGACUUGGGCACUACAUAAGACUGACAUUGACCAAGAGAAACUCUUGGCGUAUGCUACCAGCAUACGCAACAAUAACUUUAACUGUAGCCACUUGGAACUGGACGAUCGCUACACUUCCCGCUAUGGAGAUUUUGAGUUUGACACAACAAAGUUCCCCAAUGCCUCGGCCAUGUUCCAAAAGCUAAAAUCAGAUGGGUUUUUGGUGUCACUCUGGAUUCACCCGUUUGUCAACUACGACUCAGAAAACUUCCAUACAUGUGUUGAGAGGGGUCUGUUUGUCAUGGAACCAACAGGCCGACUGCCAGCCUUGGUGCGCUGGUGGAAUGGCAUUGGUGGCAUUUUGGACUUCACAAAUCCAGAGGCCCGUGAUUGGUUUUCCUACCAGCUACGUACUCUGCGCACCAGGUAUGGUGUGUCAUCUUUUAAAUUUGAUGCAGGUGAGACCAAUUACUUACCAUGGAAAUUUAGCACCAGAACACCAAUUCGGGACCCAAGUUUCUUCACAAGACGCUACACAGAAAUGGCUAUUCCCUACAAUGAUCGAGCCGAGCUGCGCAGUGGCUACCAGUCUCAGAACAUAUCCUGCUUCUUCAGACCAAUCGACAGAGACUCUGUGUGGGGCUAUGAGCUGGGUCUCAAAUCUCUUAUCCCCACAGUGCUCACCAUCAGCAUCCUUGGCUAUCAGUUCAUUUUACCUGACAUGAUUGGAGGGAAUGCUUAUCUUAACCGCACAGAUGGAAAUCGCGUGUUACCUGAUCGAGAACUCUAUAUCCGCUGGCUGGAGCUGUCAGCCUUCAUGCCCUCCAUGCAGUUUUCUAUUCCCCCUUGGGAAUACGACAAUGAGGUGGUUGAAAUUGCUCGAAAAUACACAGCCCUCCAUGAGAGUAUUGUGGCACCACGGGUCCUGGAGCUGGCCGGCGAGGUGCUGGACACUGGGGACCCAAUCAUACGUCCCCUGUGGUGGAUUGCCACUGGUGAUGAGACAGCCUAUAAAAUCGACUCCCAGUUCCUGAUUGGGGAUGACCUCAUGGUAGCCCCAGUUUUGGAGCCGGGAAAGCAGGAGCGUGACAUCUACCUUCCUGCCGGCCGCUGGAGAAGCUACAAGGGAGAGAGAUUUGAUAUCAAAGAGCCUCUGCACCUCACAGACUAUCCUGUGGAUCUGGAUGAAAUAGCUUACUUUGUUUGGGUGUAGCUGGAAGGUAAUGUAUCGAUAAACAGGUUUAAUUAGCGUGUGCUUGUAAGACAAGCUGGCUGCUUCACAAAUGAAGCUUUAAUGCAUUACAGGGGAGUGUUGUAUGAAAACAAAUGGCUGGUUAUGAAAAGCUUUUUUUAAAUAUGAAUCUUCAAAAUAAUUUAAAUAUUUGACACCAUGAGAAAAAUGUGAAACUUCAUUAGGAGAAAUUGCUCAAAAUCUAGCCUUUACUUUUAUUGGUAUUUAAACUAAUGAACUGUAUUCUUUGAAUCUCCUUUAUUCCCUUUAGUUUUGAUUGGAAAGGCAGCUAAGUAGAGUCUUUUGAAACAAGAGUGUGUAACUCUAGCUAACUAAUAGCCAUAACAGCCAAACGUUACAAUUAUGGGCUCAUGAUUAGUGGUCAAACAUAAUAUCACAGUAGCAUAGAUAGAACAGGGUCAUCAAGUCAACCACCUGACUCAUCACAACAGUUACACAGCAAUUUUAUCUGCUUCAAGUUUCCUUACAAUUAGCUACCAUAAGAUACUGGUUCUAGAAUAAAAACCCAGCAUAUAUUUCAGUGGCUAAGGUGUGUUUUAAUCAUUAUGCAUUCAGCUUUUAGUACAAGGAGGGUUAAGUUAAAUAAUUAGCUUUAAAGCCCAUACAAGCACAGAUAAGAAACAUUUGUCAAAAAGGGAAUAUGCAAACUGUGAAUGAAGUUAGCAAUGAUAGCCAUUGAAAGCCAUAAAGUCGUUGUGUUUUUGAAUAACUUUGCACUUUAAAAUGAAAGCCAAACAUACUUUAUCAUUGGGAGGUCAAUUGAAGGGUUGUCAUUAUUGACAUUAUGCAGAGAGUACGCCGUGCAAAAACCUCUGUAUUCAUAAAUAAUUCUCAGUUUGACAGAGAAAUCCUUCUCUCCUUUGACACUAAUGACUUCUCUUCUCUUCUGCUGGGAGAUACUUUUCAGGAAGUCGGCUUUUAUGCUUCCCUUAUCAGGAUGAAUGCCUGAAGUUUAAUCAUUACAAACGGUAUGCACUCUCAUUUGUGUAACAGAGUGUCAUGUAACUACUCUAAGCUGAGAAGAGGAUUCCUUUUAUUGGGCAAUAAAUAUUUUAUGCUCUUCCUCAGGUAACAACCUUUUUUCUGUCUGUAGUGGGUAGUGUUUUGAAGCAUCUGGUUAUUGUCCUUGUUGUGCUUUGCUGACAUUAAGUGCAGGUAAACAGCCAAUAAUACUAUAAUCUUUAAUACAUUUACUGCCACAUUUGGAAAGAGAUUUCUGUAUGUUUUAAAGUCUGAAACACAAUAAUUAAAAUGAUAAUAGUUUGGGUAAUUUGUACCUAUUGGUAUGCAGUGUGAAAUCCUCUAUAUACAAUGUUUUUAGCAGCAUUUAAUUAGCCAAUGUUCUACUUAAUUUUGUAAUUUUCUGUAACAGUGAUACCUGCCAUAUUUUUUCAUUAUCUUAUGUUGAUUUAACCCUUUAAGGUGUUAGUGACCUAUUUAUUUUUUUAAACAAUUACAUGGUCAACUUAAUGUAAAUUAACAUCUUAUCCCAUUAUUUAGCAACUGCAACUUGUUAUCUGAUGAUGAAACUGAUGAUUGUCUCAUGAAAGUCUUAAUAAGGCAGCAAUCGAGGAACAUUUUGUUUGUGUUGAUUUUGGUACCCCAUCGUCAUAUCUCUUUUCUGAUUCGUCUUGUCUUGCGUAAGUAUUUUGUUCUAACAAUAAAUCGUACCCUGCUUUCUUUCAACAGUCAAAUGUAUCAGUUUUGUGGAAAUUGCUGUUGAAACAGUAAAAAAAAAAAAAAAAAAAUGUUAUUUAAAUCUAAUCAUCUCACACCUACCCUGGGUAGCAGUUGCAUGUAUUGAACAUGACAAUAUAAGAAUAGUUAACAUUGAUGGAUUUUGUGAGUCAAAUAGACAUCAAAGAGCCACCAGUUAAAAACUCCUUGCAGGGGCUUUAAAGACACUUCUUCAUAGUUUUAACUAUUAUUAAUGGAAUAAUAGUGUUGACUUGGUCCAGCUUUAAGGAAUACAAUCACUUUCUUACAGACCCUUUAAUUCUAACACGUCUGUAAGAUCUCUGACUUGUGGCUUCCAUGUUGACCUCGUGGUUUUCCGCUUGUGCCUCUUGACAUAGUUUCAUCACAACAACACUUCCUAUUUAUAGCAGUUCUCACUCAGCAUCUGGGCCACGGCAAGCCUCUGAGGCUAUUUCUGUGUUAGACUGGCUUUCAUUUACGACUGGACUAAGAGAUCAUAUCUCAGACUGAAUGUUACUUUGCUUUUUGCUCUUUUGACCCUGCAAGUGUGUGUGCUAUUUGUGCCUUGAAUUGAACACAGUAAAGUGUGUUAUUUUGUAUGAAUGUAUAAAAAUAAAUGAAGUGUGUCCGUU
This is a messenger RNA of Labrus bergylta (ballan wrasse), 4624 nucleotides long. It is a transcript of the gene myorg, whose product is annotated as myogenesis regulating glycosidase (putative). Gene Ontology annotation, molecular function: hydrolase activity, hydrolyzing O-glycosyl compounds. The record is from RefSeq and is a predicted model, not a curated record. Gene Ontology annotation, biological process: skeletal muscle fiber development; carbohydrate metabolic process. Lineage: Eukaryota; Metazoa; Chordata; Actinopteri; Labriformes; Labridae.